UAAAAGCAGAGUGAAUCAUAGAUGUAACCUAUAAUAAGAAUUCUUUUUAUACAUUUUUGGUCCCAGUUCGCUCAACAGACGCUGCAUCUCUGUCUGUGUAUAAUGAACAUGUUUAAAGUGGACUUUGAGCAGUUUGGUUACAUGUUUACAUUCUGGACUUUUACUCUCUGUCUGGCCGUCAUCGUCUGGACCCCCGUUGAAGGUCAGUCUGAGGUGAUUGGGUCAGCUCAGCCAAUCAUCACUUCUCCAGGUGAUGAUGUCAUCCUGCCAUGUCACCUGGACCCUGAGUUCAACGUACAGAGGCUGACGGUGGAGUGGUCGAAGCCCGAUCUGAAGCCUGACCCCUCAGAUCGGCUGAGUCGGGUUGAAUACGUCCAUCUUUACCGGAAUAGACGCGAAGUCCCCGACAUGAAGAUCCCAGCGUACCUCAGCAGGACGGAGCUGUUCACAGAUGAACUGGAGCGCGGAAACAUUUCACUCAAGAUCAUGAACGUGACGCUGGCAGAUGAAGGGAGAUACAGAUGUUUGGUUCCCAAGUUGAAGAGCAGAGUGAAGUUUGCAAUUGUUCGACUUGUUAUUGUUGAACCAAACUCUGAUGAAACCUGGACAACAGAGACGCCGCUGCAUCUCCAAACUCCUGAUCUGAAGGAUGAGAUGGACGUUAAAGGUGGUUGUUACAGUCAGAGAGCUCUGAUCUCAGGUGUGGCGAUUGGCUGCAUCUUACUAAUCUUUGGUGGUCUAGUUGGUGGAUAUUUAUUUAAACAAAGGCGUCAACAACCAAAUCAUCCAAAGUAUGACAUUGUUGUAAGCAAAUCACCUUCAGUCUAGCUGACUUGCUCCAAUGUACUUUACUGGCUGAUGUUAAAGGAGAUGAGAGCGUUAAACUCACCUGGAUCCUUCUGGGGAUUUAAACUGGACACAUGUGGUCUCACUGGAUCAGCAUUAGGGGGGUUUCUACAGCAGAUACAAGUUUUCUUUGUCCACAGCUCACCUAAAGCUCCUAGAUGGAUCCUGGCUGGAGGAAUGCUGAUCCCCAAAGUGAAAAAAAAUGAUUUUAAAAGCACCACCUGACUUAAAACUGACUUAAACCUUCCUGAAAUGAUUGAUUUAGAUCCACAGCCUGGAUAAGAACUGUGCCAGUUAAACCAUCAUGACCUGCAAGAUUAGAUGCAGGUUCAGUUUUAUUCAUCAACUUUUUCAACAACUCACUUUUAAAAGUGUACUUUGGCAAAUCUUGGUGUGUGGCUCCCUCUAGUGGUUAAAAACAUGUAUGUUGUGGACAGGAGAGGGUCAAUGUUUCUUCUUUUGGUAUUAAAAGGCUCUGUUUAAACUGUG
Thunnus maccoyii (southern bluefin tuna) is the source of this 1335-nucleotide messenger RNA. RefSeq names its product CD276 antigen-like. The transcript has 5 exons. NCBI's taxonomy places the organism in Eukaryota, Metazoa, Chordata, Actinopteri, Scombriformes, Scombridae. Bases 103 to 828 code for a protein of 241 amino acids. The record is from RefSeq and is a predicted model, not a curated record.